Molecule: messenger RNA, 1629 nt
Organism: Leptopilina heterotoma
Lineage: Eukaryota; Metazoa; Arthropoda; Insecta; Hymenoptera; Figitidae
Product: integrator complex subunit 12-like
Exons: 5
Coding region: 285-1166 (293 amino acids)
Source: RefSeq, a predicted model, not a curated record
CUGCAAAGUGCGUGGCUGCAUGUCAACUGUUUAUUAUAUUAUCGAUUUUACACUUUGAUGUUAAUUGAGAAACUUGAGAAAAUAGACGCGUGAAAAAGAAAAAAAAUAGUUUAUUUUGGACAUUAAUCAGCUGAUUUGAAGACCUGUAUAGAGAGUUAAAGAAAGAGAAAACCAAAAACUUAAGAGAAUAUUAUUACAAUUAGAAACCUAUUAUUGUCAUUGAAAUAGUAACACUAAUAUUUCAAUUGUUUUUAUUCUUGCAAAUCACCACAAAUUGUUCAAGAAUGGCUCAAUUGGAAUUAGAUCCACAUUUUAUACAGGGUUUACGAUUAUUGCAUUCAAUAAAUAAGGAUUCGGCUGAUCAACUAAGAACCCUUUUGGAUGAGGCAAUAAGACAAAAACAUGGUCCAGUCAAAAUGUUGUGCAAUGUUUUACAUAAAAAGUACACUAUGGAGGAGCCAGUUUUAAGUGAUCACAGUAGUGGAAGUAGUAAAAAAAGUAAAAGUUCAUCAUCUAAACAUUCGAGUAAAUCAAGUAAAAAUAGUUCACCAGUAAAUGUGCCAGCUCGUGAUACACCUCCGGAUGUAAUGCAAUCUGAUGAUAAUUUGGCACUGGAAAUUUUGGAGGACGACUUGACAUGUGUUGUGUGUAAGGGAAUGGAUGUUGGCGCAAGGAACAGACUCGUCGAAUGUGCAGUUUGUCAUUUUCUCUAUCAUCAAGAAUGUCACGUGUCGCCAAUUCUGGAUUCUCAAAUCGAUGGACCAGGAGUUGUUUGGCACUGCUUUUUGUGCACCAACAGUCAACAGACCUCGAAGGAGGGCACAUCACCAAAAGCUGUAACAGAAUCGAAAUCUAAAAAAGAGAAAAGCAGAUCAUCGAGUUCGAAGCACGAUAAAUAUAAAUCUUCAAGUGGCCUUAGUCAAUCGCAAUCGAUAAAUGUCAGUAGUAGUGGUAGUUCAUCAAAUUCAAGUAGUUCAUCAUCGAAAAAUGUACCAAUGCCCAAUAUUCAAAUAAUUAGCGGUGAUAAACGACUGCGUGACAUGAUGAAAAAAGCGAAAAAUGAUAAACGAAGUUCAUCCAGCAGCAGUAAGCAUUCUUCAAGUUCUUCCUCAAAAUCUUCACACGAAAAAUCACUACUUUAUAAAAUGAAAUCAGGUUCUGAAUGAAAUUGAAUUUCAUUCUUAUACAUAUAUAGAGUUAUUAAUAUUUACAAUCAAUUUAUUUAAUUAUAUAUUGCAUAAUUUUUUUUUGAGAAAGUACUUGUAUUCAAGUACUUUUAUAUUUAGAUCGUAAGUUUUUUUUAACUGUGAAUUAAAACAAAAUUAGGUUCAACUUCACUCUGCGAAUUUGAAUUUAAGUGAAAAUUCACUUUGAAUGUGAAGUCGUCGACGAGAGGAAAGCAGGGUUUCUACUAUUCAGGGUGAUCACAAGUUUCAAUUUAUCAACUUCCCUGACAAUUUAGACAUUUAAAUUACUUUCCCUAAAAAAAUUCUUUUUACAGAGGAAAAUAUUAAUGUUUAUGGAAAAUGAGUAAACUUUAUGAAUUUUAAUAAUUUCUAAAACUUAGAAUUAUAACUCUUCCUGACUUUAAUUAUUUUCUACAAUUUUCAACUAAACUUCAUCUCGGAA